This is a messenger RNA of Endocarpon pusillum Z07020, 921 nucleotides long. RefSeq lists its product as uncharacterized. The transcript has a single exon. The record is from RefSeq and is a predicted model, not a curated record. NCBI's taxonomy places the organism in Eukaryota, Fungi, Ascomycota, Eurotiomycetes, Verrucariales, Verrucariaceae. The coding region runs from base 1 to 921 and encodes 306 amino acids.
AUGACGGUGGAGCACAAAGCAUUCAGUGACGUUUUCAGAGAGCGAUACGGGGCUACUGUGGUCAGUCAGUAUUACUUCAUCAAUACCACCCGAAGCAUUGCACAUGUCCAGGCUGGUGGAAACUCCCUGGAGAACUGGGCAGAUGCGAAGGUUGCAGUAAUCCUUUGUAAGGCGUGGAUUGAGAAGGGCAUUUUGGCGAUCAAGAUCGCCAUUCUUUGCUUCUAUCAUGGUCAGAUCGACGUGGUCAACGAGUACCUCAAGCGAUAUGGUAUCUCGGGUGUUCAGGUCGUCUCCGUCGACCAGUUCCAGAGUGGUGAUAACGACUUCACCAUUAGCUUGGUGACUGCAACAGCCAACAAGAGUCUGAUGACACUCUUAAGUGGCGACCCUGACUACUUCCAGGGUGUUAGCGUGUUCGUCAAGCUGUACAAAAGGCUCAAUGUCGCUGCUACGCGAGCCAAGAAGGGUCAUGUAUUUAUCGGCAGUGCUACCACUCUCGAUAGAGCCGUUCAAAAAGAGGCGAGCGGAGAACAUUUGAGGGCUCUCAUCCACGACGCUAUCGAGAGACGCGUUAUGUUGAUAGAUGAGACUGAGGACGAGAGUCCUUAUGUCCAACAACAUCUCAUGAGCAGCGAUAAGACUCUCCGUGAGUUCAAAGAGGAAACAUCUAGCCUCGAGAACUUGGGCUGGAUGAGUGAGCACCGCGAAGGGAGGGUGCAAAUUCUGAGGAAGGCGCACCAGCAGAAGCCGCAAAAGGUGACAUAUGGUGGAAGCGACCAGGCAACCCAAUUUGGUACAUUCCCGCCGAAUGUUAAGGAAGCCACUAGAGCUCGACAGUCUCAGCCUGGUGCAGUCAGAUGGAGUGACGAACAGCGCGAACAGCGCGAGUCCAGCAAGAAGAAGGGCAAAAAGCGAAGGUAG